Messenger RNA from Mesoplodon densirostris (Blainville's beaked whale), 1305 nucleotides. It is a transcript of the gene ACKR5, whose product is annotated as G protein-coupled receptor 182. The transcript has 2 exons. Lineage: Eukaryota; Metazoa; Chordata; Mammalia; Artiodactyla; Ziphiidae. Gene Ontology annotation, cellular component: membrane. Gene Ontology annotation, molecular function: G protein-coupled receptor activity. Gene Ontology annotation, biological process: G protein-coupled receptor signaling pathway. The record is from RefSeq and is a predicted model, not a curated record. Bases 127 to 1305 code for a protein of 392 amino acids.
CAGCAAAGCCAGCCCCACGGCCACUGUCCCUCCAGCCUCCCCGCAGCUCCACAGCAGUCCAGACCUGCCGGCCCUCCAGGACCGGAGGUGCUCCCAACAGGGAAACUCAGGCACUCGCUGGUCCUCAUGUCGGCCACGGGGCCCAGCGUGGCGCCCGCCAGCGAGGCGGGAGAGAUCCACAACUGGACGGAACUGCUCCACUUCUUCAACCACACCCUGCCCGAGUGCCACAUGGAGCUCAGCGAGAGCACCAAGCGCGUGGCCCUCUUCGUGCUCUACCUGGCCGUCUUCGUGGUCGGGCUGGUGGAGAAUCUCCUGGUGAUCUGCGCCAACUGGCGCGGGGCGGCCCGCGCAGGGCUGCUGCGCCUCUACGUCCUCAACAUGGCCAUCGCCGACCUGGGCAUCGUCCUGUCUCUGCCCGUGUGGAUGCUGGAGGUCACGCUGGACUACACGUGGCUCUGGGGCAGCUUCUCCUGCCGCUUCACUCACUACUUCUACUUUGCCAACAUGUACAGCAGCAUCUUCUUCCUGGUGUGCCUCAGCAUCGACCGCUACGUCACCCUCACCAACGCCUCUCCCUCCUGGCAGCGCCACCAGCAUCGAGGGCGGCGGGCCGUGUGCGCCGGGGUCUGGGUCCUCUCGGCCCUCAUCCCGCUGCCCGAGGUGGUCCACAUCCGGCUGGUGGAGAGCUUUGAGCCCAUGUGCCUCUUCAUGGCGCCCUUUGAAACGUACAGCACGUGGGCCCUGGCGGUGGCCCUGUCCACCACCGUCCUGGGCUUCCUGCUGCCCUUCCCUCUCAUUGCGGUCUUCAACGUGCUGACGGCCUGCCGGCUUCGGCGGGCAGGACAGCCUGAGGGCCGGCGCCACUGCCUGCUGGUGUGUGCCUACAUUGCCGUCUUUGUCACCUGCUGGCUGCCCUACCAUGUGACCCUGCUGCUGAUCACACUGCAUGGGACCCACAUCUCCCUCCACUGCUAUCUGGCCCACCUGCUCUACUUCUUCUACGACAUCAUUGACUGCUUCUCCAUGCUCCACUGCGUCGUCAACCCCAUCCUGUACAACUUUCUCAGCCCGAGCUUCCGGGGCCGGCUGCUCAACGCUGUGGUCCAUUACCUUCCCAAGGUCCAGGCCAGGGAGGGCAGACAUGCUUCCUCCUCCUCCUCCUCCUCCACCCAGCAUUCCAUCGUCAUCACCAAGGAGGGCAGCCAGCCCCCUGCAGCCAGCCCCCACCACCACCCAAGCCUGAACUUCCAGGCAGCAGACACCCCACCCACCUCUGCUCCUCGGGCUCUUAUAGCCAGCUGA